CUUAAAGAAGAAGAAAUUCCAAAUUAGAAAUGUUAAAAAGUUUUGCAGGUCUGCGCUUGUUUUUGCCCAUAUAAAUUGCUAAAAGCUGCAUAUGUGUGCCUAAAACAGCGCCUUCGUUUCGCCAACAUCAGCGGACAAGGGCCAAGAGCAACAAUAAACGCACACAGCAGCAAACAAAUUUUUUUGCACUCAUUGUUGCCAUUGCAAAAAUACAAAUCACCAUCACGACUAAACCAACAAGAACAACAACAACAAUAGCACCUGCUGCAAAAUGGAGGCAGAAGGUCUGACAAAUGAGCAAACAGACAAGGUGCUGCAAUUUCAAGAUCUGACAGGCAUCGAGGACAUGAACAUAUGUCGCGAUGUUCUCAUACGACAUCAAUGGGAUCUAGAGGUUGCCUUCCAGGAGCAAAUGAACAUACGUGAAGGCCGACCAACAAUGCUGACUGCCUCCACAGAUGUGCGUGCACCCGCGGUCAUCAAUGAUCGCUUCCUGCAACAGGUUUUCUCCGCCAAUAUGCCUGGCGGCCGGACUGUUAGCAGGGUUCCCAGCAUCGGUCCGAUGCCGCGAAAUAUUACCGGCAUUGUGGGCUAUGUGAUUAACUUUGUGUUCCAGUACUUUUACUCAACGCUUUCGGGUAUUGUACGUGCAUUUCUAAACUUUGGUGGUGGCAAUGAGCCGCGCCUUGUGACAGAUCCGGUUGCUGAUGUGAUGAAGUUUAUACGGGAGUACAACGAGCGGUAUACUGAGCACCCAGUUUUCUACCAAGGCACUUACGCCCAGGCAUUGAACGAUGCCAAGCAGGAACUGCGCUUUUUGCUCGUAUACCUGCACAAGGAUCCUAGCAAUAAUCCCGAUAUAGAUUCAUUCUGUCGCGAUACGCUUGCUUCGCGCCCUGUUAUUGAUUAUAUCAACGCACACACCCUUUUAUGGGGCUGUGAUGUUUCCACGCCGGAGGGCUACCGCGUCAUGCAGUCGAUCACAGUGCGUAGCUUUCCAUUGAUGGUUAUGAUAAGCCUGCGAUCGAAUCGUAUGAUGAUUGUGGGCAGAUUCGAGGGCGACUGCACGCCAGAGGAGCUGCUGCGGCGACUGCAGGCGGUGAUAUCAGUCAAUGAAGUGUGGCUCAGUCAGGCACGCGCCGAUCGCUUGGAACGCAAUCUUACACAGACGCUACGACGUCAGCAAGAUGAGGCUUAUGAACAGAGUUUGCUUGCCGACGAAGAGAAGGAACGUCAGCGUCAAAGGGAGUUGGAAGCUGUGCGUCAGCAACAAGAGGCCGAAGAGCGUGUACGUCGUGAUGUUGAGCUGCGAAAGGAGGAGAUUGCCAGACAAAAGAUCGAAUUGGCGUCUCUCGUGCCCUCUGAGCCAGCGUCAGAUGCGGCUGAUGCCAUUGCAGUCGUCUUCAAGCUGCCUAACGGCACGAGACUGGAACGACGCUUCCAGCAGUCAAAUUCCAUUCUAGAUGUAUAUCAUUUCUUGUUCUGCCAUCCCGAGUCGCCAGAUGAAUUCGAAAUCACAACGAAUUUUCCUAAACGUGUACUGUACUCUAAGGCAGUCGUGGACGCAGCCGAAGGAGCGGCGCAUGAAAUUGUUAACAAAACUCUCCAGGAUGUCGGGCUUAAGAACCGGGAGGUGCUCUUUGUCCAUGAUUUAGAUGCGUAACCAAGUUCUACCACCAAAUGGAAAAAAUUGUGUUACCAGCAACGCAUUACCAAAAAACUUGAACCAAGUUUUAAGUAGCCGUAGUCCUCCCUCUUUUGGCAGAUAAACUCAAAGAAGCAGUAAUAUUCCUAAUUUAAACGUGAACAUAUUAUACACAGUUGUUUAACAA
This is a messenger RNA of Drosophila busckii, 1832 nucleotides long. It is a transcript of the gene Faf2, whose product is annotated as FAS-associated factor 2. Lineage: Eukaryota; Metazoa; Arthropoda; Insecta; Diptera; Drosophilidae. The record is from RefSeq and is a predicted model, not a curated record. Gene Ontology annotation, cellular component: endoplasmic reticulum. Bases 272 to 1663 code for a protein of 463 amino acids. The transcript has 3 exons. Gene Ontology annotation, molecular function: ubiquitin binding.